AUGGGGAUUAACAACACUUGGCGAAGGAUGAGGGUACAGUAUGAGGGUUAUCAACUUUAUGAGCGUGUACGUGACACACCCGAUACCUACACCAUCAAGACCUUUUACAUGAUUGGAUGCGAUGCCGUUGGACCUAUUAAUCCACCUAGCAAGAAUGGGAACCGGUAUUUGUUGGUAGCCGUUGACUAUUUAACACGAUGGCCUGUUGUGGCAGCGGUACCAAACAUCAGCGAGAAGACGGCGGCGUCCUUUUUGUUCAAUUGCGUUGUCAAGGAUUUUGGGGUGCCAACAUACAUAUUAACUGAUCGAGGUGCCAACUUCAAGUCCGAUUACGUGCAUAAUUUCAAGUGGACGGGUUGCAAGCCUUUGACUACGACUGCGUUUCGACCUCAAGUUAACGGAUUAUGUGAACGAAUGAAUCAGACUAUUGUUGAGGUGUGCUAUCAAAAGUGUGUCAGGAUCAAGCGAUGGAAAUCGAAGGACAAGCUCAUACCCGAUGUUAUUGCUCAACGUGCAGAUCGACAGCUACAAGCGUAUAUUGAGCGUAUACAACCUGGACAAUGA
Messenger RNA from Lichtheimia ornata, 564 nucleotides. RefSeq lists its product as uncharacterized. The record is from RefSeq and is a predicted model, not a curated record. Bases 1 to 564 code for a protein of 187 amino acids. Gene Ontology annotation, biological process: DNA integration. Gene Ontology annotation, molecular function: nucleic acid binding. The transcript has 3 exons. NCBI's taxonomy places the organism in Eukaryota, Fungi, Mucoromycota, Mucoromycetes, Mucorales, Lichtheimiaceae.